CAGGUAAACUUUGACAGUUGAACAGGCUGUGUAGUUGAUCACCAAUCGUUGCCAGUCGUAGCUAGCAGCACGUACAGCUGGAGCAAAAACUACCCAGCAACUGUACACCGAGGCAGGCUAACCGACCACAAGUCGCGUGUUAGUUUGCUAGAAACAGUGGAAGUCAUGGCUGGGAGUGACGACUUAUUUCUCAGGGCAAAACAUCGGACGUUCAGCGGAUUUACUGAAGAUGCAGAGCGUGAGUGGACUGGACCCUUCUGUUUCAUCCAAGCUGCGGAUCCCCAGCUUGGGCUGAUGAAGACCUGGAGGGAGGGCGACUGUAGCGGUGGUGGAGAUGAAUGGGCUGAGGAAGUGGAGCUCACAAAACAGGCCGUGAAAGCCGUUAACCAGCUCAGACCUAAGCCGAGGUUCAUGGUGCUGUGUGGCGAUCUCGUCCACGCUAUGCCAGACACGCCAUUCAGAGAAGGUCAGGAGCGAGACCUGAAGGCAGCCUUGAAGGGGACGGAUCCCUCCAUCCCACUUGUGUUCGUCAGUGGAAACCAUGACCUCGGCAACACCCCCACCCCCAGCACUGUGGAGCAGUAUUGCAGAGCUUGGGGUGAUGACUAUUUUAGCUUCUGGGUGGGUGGAGUUCUCUGCCUGGUUCUGAACUCCCAGCUGUUCUACGACGCCUCGGCCUGCCCUCAGCUGAAGGAGGCUCAGGAGACGUGGCUGGAGGCACAGCUGAGCGAGGCCUCCUCCUCCUCAUCUUCAACAAAAUCUGCUACUGUCUCUGUCUCUGCUCAGGAACCCAAGCCCAAACACAUCUUGGUAUUCCAGCACAUUCCUCUGUACUUAAGAAGCCCUGAUGAAGAGGAUGACUAUUUUAACCUGCAGAGGGUUGUUAGAGAAAACCUCAUGGACAGGUUCAAACGGGCAGGCGUGAAGGCAGUGUUCUCCGGCCAUUAUCACCGGAAUGCCGGCGGCUGCCACGGCGGCCUGGACAUGGUCGUGAGCUCGGCCAUCGGCUGCCAGCUCGGCGAGGACACCCACGGCGUCAGGGUGGUGGUGGUCACCGCAGACAGCAUCAUCCAUCGCUACCACAGCCUGGAGCAGCUGAGAGACCGAGGAAUGGACGAGGACCUGAGGAAGCUGCUGCAGGCCUGAGCGGUGAAGCCAACCUGUGGAUCGUCAUUAAUAAACUGAGUAUUUUAAUUAAUUUGAUUUUUACCUUUUCUGAGCCUGUCUUCCCAGUGUCUUGUGCUUUAGUCAGUUCAGAAAUGUGUAAUAAUAUGAUCCUUUAGACUGUUAUCUCCAAAGGCAGAACUUGGUCUGUUUAGUCGGCCCAGCCUCACAGUGGCAUCUGCUAUAUAUCUGACCAGCAAAGAGGCCAAAGCAGUUCAUUAUAGGGAGCAAAAACAGUAGCACUACACACCAGCUGCACAUUAUAAAAUCUGGAGAGUCAUAAUAAUGAAAUUAAAUUUCAUUCCUGUUGACUGAACUGAAUGUUUUCCUGGGAGCAACUUUUGAAGAGACUAGGUUUUAAAUCAUUUACUGCCCUGAGAGGGUUGUGCAGGGAUUACUGAAUGUGUUUUUGUGGAAAAACAAACUUCUGUAUCUGAAGUAGCAACCUCUGUCUUCCCCAUCAUUGAAGGAAGAGUCCACCUAAAACACUGAAACAUAAUUGAAAACAACAGGAAAUGAUGUCUGUCACUCAGGAUUCGUUUUGUGGUUUGGUCAUGAAGCUUUUUUUCUGUGUCUGCAGAUAAAUGUAGCAAUACUGCAAAGAAAAGCGAAGGCCAAUAGCCAACACAGGAGUUUUUUGUUAUAUUCACUGUAGAAAUCGUUAAAGGUUAUUUUAGUUUUUCUUCUUUCUGUUAUCCUAUCAAGGUUAUGAAAGGUUGGAAUUUCCUUUUAAUGACUAAACCGUUAUAGCUGAUUUUAUGCCUUGUUGAGUACCCUAUGCAAGCUAUUUGUUUCCUUACUAUGUGUUUCUGUGUAUACCAUAAAAGAAGGACUGACUGACCUCUGAGAAGACUUUAUAACCCUUGAUUCUACCCUGGCAGACAAAAAGACUAGUUAGCAAGCUUAAAAAGGACCUUUGGUAAAUAAGACUCACAGGACAUAAUAAGUAAUUAUUAACUCCUGCUAAAAUAUGUUAAAAACAUAUUAAAUAUUUUAAUUAUAUAUUUAUUAUUUAAUUAUUUAAUAAACCCUUACCAUUACCCUAAACAAACAAGACAUUCUGGUUUAGUGAUGACAUAAAAUAAUAAAACUUUGCUGUUAACAUUUCAGUAAUGUGACUCUCUUUAACAGCCAGCUGUAAAAGCUUCAAUUCAGAACCACAUGAUGCUGCUUUUUGUUUCAGUUUACUGUUGAGACGCAAAAGGGGAAGAAAAAAAAUUGUUUUUUUUAAUAAAAGAUAAGAAGCAGAGACAUGUUGCUGUGUUCUUGUCACAUCUUCCCAGAUCCAUUUAAUACCUUUGUGAAAAAAGAGUUUACUGGCAAGAGCACACAGGUGUUGAUUCUUAUAACAGGAGACUAAAACAGAUUAUUGUCAAUAUUAUGAUGUCUCACUUUAUUUUUUGUUGAAAUUACCCUCUAUUUGCUCUGUAUUUUUCUUUGUUUUUGGAGGGGUUUUAGCACCUUUCCACCUCACAAAUACACUGCUUGAGUUUUGCAAAUUUGCUUGUUAUACGCUGGGACGAGGAAAUGAUUAAGCAGCAGAUCUGACAGACUCCUGAGUGUGAAUGUGAUCAUUGGAUAUGAGCUGUAACACUGGAUUACAUGCUGGUAAACUUGUGCCUGCGAAUGAAUGAUGGACCCCCAUCACGAACUAAAAAUCUAUCAGUAACUGAUUGAUUUAUUACAGUGGUGGGGAACAUUGACCGUUAUUCUGCAAGUUUUAGAUGUUUCUCUGCUCCAACACACCUGAUUCAAAUGAAUGAAUAUGUGCAGAACUUGAUAGGUUGUUGGAUCCAUUUUAUUUGAAUCAGGUGUGUUGGAGCAGGGAAACAAGUGUUCCUCACCACUGAUUUAAUGGAACUCCAAAACAGAAAUUGAUUUGAUAACAUAUAACUAGAAAUACCAAUAAUUUACUCUAUAACCUCAGCGUUAAUGUAGGGCUGGGCUAUAUGAACCAAAUCUUAUAUCUCUAUAUUUUUUACCUGAAUCACGAUAUACGAUAUAUAUCUCGAUAUAUAUAUUUUUUGUCAAGUAACCAAAUAGACAGUUCUAAUUAGCAGCCUUUAGUGCCAAAUAUACUUUUAUUAAGGAUCAGCAGCACAUGUGCAUUAAAACAACUGACUAAAAUUACAUUACCUUUAUAUUAAAUUAAAUGCUCCUAAAACAAAAUAAAUUAAAAAUACUUUUCAAUGACAAUAACAAAAAUACAGCUGUGCACAAUGCAAAAGAAAAGAUGCUUUUAAUUCAAAACAAGCUAUCUCGAUAAAAAAGAUAUUGCUUCCUUCUAUAUUGCCUCUGAUAAAGUCUCGAUAUAUUGCCCAGCCCUACAAUAACGGUUUAUUAAAGGGUAUCGGUGACUUUCCCUCACAGUCAUGUCAUCAUUGGACAGUAUUCUAGCUCAAACUACAUGAACCUGCACGUCAUCGUUAUUGCACAUGCACAAGUGCCCAGUCAAUAAAAUGAAUCCAGUGUAAUUAUCUCAUUAGAAGCCAAACUAAAGAAGGUGUCAGACUGAUGAAACAUGGUAACAGUCAUGGGAUCUGUUGGUGAUUAACUGGUUGGGGCUGUAUUUCCUCUUUGUUUAGUCAGAGCUGAAGCAAUCUCACAGUAUUCCCGUCUACUAGCUGCAGGCUGAUUUGGAAGAUCCUAAAAUGGUCUUUAAAAUGAACAUUUCUGCAACAAAAUGACUUUCUCCGCAUGGCCUAAAUGACUCUACUCAAUUACACUUUCCAUCCGUCGACUCCCUCUCUCGUCCUGAACGACUGGGAACGGAAGAGGGUUGUCAUGGCAACCCUUUAGCAACACAUCUGUGCAUUUGUGUGUGUGUGUUUCGGAGACUGAAUGCAAGUGUCAGGAGAGAAAGUGUGCGAACUCCCUGACUGCGUGUCCAUCCAUGGUCUAGUAGGCACGAUGUAGGUGAUUUUCCAUCAACGAUGUGAUCGCUGACCUCUUUUCACACUGACGGACUCUUCCUCUUUUUUUUUCCAAAAAUUCAGCAUGUGAUGGAGGGAGGAGGCGGAGGAGGAGGUGGGGGGAAUAGAUAAUGAGUGUGAUGUGUGAAAGACAACUCAGUCCAUCCCCUUCAUUUCCUGUCUGAGAAGGAACCUUAUGUCCUUAUCUAUUUUUAUAUCCUCAUGGUAGCCGAGCUCAGACACAUCAUUCUUUAUCUUUUUGGGUGUGUGUGUAUGUGUUUGAAUUUACUUUAAACCACAUUUACAACAUAAAUUUAGGGAACAUUACACACUUUGACUUGUCCCUGUGUUGUGUAUUGUAAUGAAUGACCAUACUGAACACCAUGACUGUGACUUAUGUUUUGUUUUUUUUUUGUUUUUUUUUUAAUAAAUGGUAAUUUUAUCAGAA
Melanotaenia boesemani (Boeseman's rainbowfish) is the source of this 4524-nucleotide messenger RNA. RefSeq names its product calcineurin-like phosphoesterase domain containing 1 (gene cpped1). Lineage: Eukaryota; Metazoa; Chordata; Actinopteri; Atheriniformes; Melanotaeniidae. Bases 166 to 1146 code for a protein of 326 amino acids. Gene Ontology annotation, molecular function: hydrolase activity. The record is from RefSeq and is a predicted model, not a curated record. The transcript is spliced from 6 exons.